AUGUCUCUCUAUGAAGGGGCGCCCAACAAUCAGGCAAACGUACUAGCUGCUGAGCGCAAACAAGAGUUACAAUCGUUUUUGAUGACGCUUGAUGGAAUCGACUUGGAGGAGGAUGAGGAGGAUAGAUUUUUCACCCAGCUUACCGUUGACACUGUAUUCGCAAGUCAUGCUGCAGCGAAGAACUGCGUUCGCCAGUAUACCCAACUGUUGAGGCUUCUGAGGCGGGAGGAAGUCCUAUGGGCAGAGAGAGUUGCGAAAGCACAAUUUGCAUUGCCCGGAUACAAGCCUCGAUGGCAUUGCACUACGUGCAAGUAUUACCAGAAGGAAAGCAAGUUAGCCGCAGAGAAGAGGCGGGACUGGGCAAGGGAGUCAGUAUCGCAAAAUUUGCGCUCACAGCUUACUGCAAGUGGCGGCAAUGCUUGUCUUGCACCGAUCCAAUCUACGAAGAUUCGUUCCAUAAAACCUAUCGCCCAUUGCGAAUCCGUAGGAUGUCUGCCAUCAGAGCCUGUCAACCAAACCAUUGACAGCAUCGCUUGCACGAGCGCAUCGUCCUUUGCAUUCCAGGACUCGGACGUUGCCAUGGAAGAUGCUACUGAACGAGAUCAUGAUAUUUCAGUAGACUCAGGCCAGUAUCACUCGCAGUGUACACUUAGGUCAAUCCCAAGAUCUUUCGACGAUUUUCUACCUGCCGACGAGGACGUCAACCCUUCUAAUUCCUUUGGGAACAAUCCAUCUACUCUCCCUGACAUCCAGAAUCUACCAUAA
Messenger RNA from Suillus fuscotomentosus, 765 nucleotides. RefSeq lists its product as uncharacterized. The record is from RefSeq and is a predicted model, not a curated record. Bases 1 to 765 code for a protein of 254 amino acids. The transcript is spliced from 5 exons. NCBI's taxonomy places the organism in Eukaryota, Fungi, Basidiomycota, Agaricomycetes, Boletales, Suillaceae.